GGCGCGGCCUUCCCCUCCUUCCCUCCGCGAGGAGGUGGAGCCAGAGGGGAGGGGGCGUGGCCGAGCCGACGGUUCCCGCCGGGAACCUCCAGCCGCGCUGGCGUCACAGCCGGGGCGGGGCUGCGCGGGCGCAGGGAGGCGCGGAGGCGGUCGAGCGCGCGGGCGACGGACAGAGCCAUGGCGGGGCCGGCCGAAGGCCCCAGCCCCCGCAUGAGCAUGGCCUCCCAGUUCUUCAGCGAGGAAGAGUGCGGCAGCGAUGGCAUGAGCACUUCCGAGCGGGUGGUAGAUCUCCUCAACCAGGCGGCUUUGAUCACCAACGAUUCCAAGAUCAACAUCCUCAAGCAGGUGCAGGAGCUAAUCAUCAACAAGGACCCAACGCUGCUGGACAACUUCUUGGAUGAGAUCAUCGCCUUCCAGGCUGACAAGUCCAUUGAGGUGCGGAAGUUCGUGGUGGGUUUCAUCGAGGAGGCCUGCAAACGGGACAUUGAGCUGUUGCUGAAGCUCAUUGCCAAUCUCAACAUGCUGCUCAAGGAUGAGAACGUCAACGUGGUGAAGAAGGCCAUCCUCACCAUGACCCAACUCUACAAGGUGGCUUUGCAGUGGAUGGUGAAAUCGAAGGUGAUCAGCGAGUUACAGGAAGCUUGCUGGGAGAUGAUGGCCGCCAUGGCCAGCGACAUCAUCCUCCUCCUCGACUCAGAUAACGACGGCAUCCGCACCCAUGCCAUCAAGUUCGUGGAGGGACUGAUCAUCACCCUGUCACCCCGCAUGGCCGACUCUGACGUCCCCAAACGUCACGAGAACGACAUCAGCCUCGAGCGCAUCCCCAAAGACCACCCUUAUAUCAAAUACAACGUGCUGUGGGAGGAAGGCAAAGCUGCCCUGGAGCAGCUCCUCAAGUUCAUGGUGCACCCAGCAAUCUCCAGCAUCAACCUGACAGCUGCGCUGGGUUCCCUGGCCACCAUCGCCCGCCAGCGGCCCAUGUUCAUGGCUGAGGUCAUCCAAGCCUACGAGACCCUUCACGCCAACCUGCCCCCCACCCUGGCCAAGUCACAGGUGAGCAGCGUCCGUAAGAAUCUGAAGCUGCACCUCCUCAGCGUCCUGCGGCACCCGUCCUCGGGGGACUUCCAGCCCCAGAUCACCACCCUCCUCGUCGACCUAGGCACCCAACAGGCCGAGAUUGCCCGCAGCAUGCCCAGCCCCCGCGACACCCGCAAACGACCCCGCGACGAGCCCGAGACCACCCUCAAGAAGAUGAAGAUCGAACCCCCCCUGGGCGAAGAUGAUGAGGACAAAGACCUGGAGCCGACAACAGUGACGGCACCCAAAGCAACCGGCCAGACCAACGUCCCCUCGGACACGGACAUCACUGCUGAGUUCUUGCAGCCACUCCUCACCCCGGAAAAUGUCGCCAACCUGGUGCUGAUCAGCAUGGUGUACCUCCCCGAGGCCAUGCCCGCGUCUUUCCAGGCCACCUACACCCCUGUGGAGUCGGCUGGCACCGAGGCACAGAUCAAACACCUCUCCCGGCUCAUGGCCACCCAGAUGACGGCAGCGGGACUCGGCCCCGGUGUGGAGCAGACGAAACACCUGAAGGAGGAACCGAAGGAGGAGAAGGCGGCCAAGCCGGAGAGCGUGGUGAUCAAGCGGCGGCUGUCGGCGCUGGCCCAGGGCCAGGCCAUCUCCGUGUUGGGUGCUCAAGGUUCGGCCGCCAACCUGCUAGAGGAGGAAGCCCCGCAAACUAAACGUCGCCCUGAGCCCAUCAUCCCAGCCACGCAGCCCCGGCUGGCGGGCGCUGGUGGCCGUAAGAAGGUUUUCCGUCUCGCUGACGUCCUCAAGCCACUGAGCGAUGCGCAGAUGGAGAAGCUGAAGCUGAGUGCUGUCAAACGCAUCCUGCGUGCCGAGCGUGCCGUCGCCUGCAGCGGGGCCGCCCAGGCUCGCGUGAAGAUCUUGGCCUCGCUGGUGACACAGUUCGAGGUGCCACUGAAGAGUGAGGUGCUGGCCUUUGUCCUCGAUGACAUCCGUGGCCGCUUGGACCUGGCUUUCGCCUGGCUUUUCCAGGAGUACAAUGCUUACCUGAGCCGAUACCCCGCCGGCAGCCUGGAACGCUAUGAUGAGUGUCUCAUUGGGCUCCUCGCCGGUCUCCAGGAGAAGCCUGACCAAAAGGACGGGAUUUUCACCAAAGUGGUGCUGGAGGCGCCGCUGAUUACCGAGAGUGCGCUGGAAGUCAUCCGCAAGUACUGCGAGGAUGAGAGCCGGACCUACCUAGGCAUGUCCACGCUGCGUGACCUCAUCUUCAAGCGGCCAUCGCGGCAAUUCCAGUACCUCCACGUCCUGCUGGACCUCAGCUCCCAUGAGAAGGACAAGGUACGCCAGCAGGCCCUCCUCUUCAUCAAGCGCAUGUACGAGAAGGACCAGUUGCGGGAGUACGUGGAGAAGUUCGCCCUCAACUACCUGCAGCUCUUGGUGCACCCCAACCCACCCUCCGUCCUCUUCGGGGCUGACAAAGACACGGAGGUGGCGGCGCCGUGGACGGAGGAGACCAUCAAGCAAUGCCUCUACCUCUACUUGGCGUUGCUGCCCCACAACCACAAGCUCAUCCAUGAGUUGGCUUCCGUCUACACCGAGGCCAUCGCCGACAUCAAGCGCACCGUCCUGCGGGUCAUCGAGCAGCCGAUCCGUGGGAUGGGGAUGAAUUCACCUGAGCUGCUGCUGCUGGUGGAGAACUGUCCCAAGGGAGCCGAGACGCUGGUGACACGCUGCCUGCACAGCCUGACGGACAAAGUGCCUCCCUCGCCUGAGCUGGUGAAGAGGGUCCGCGACCUCUAUCACAAGCGGCUGCCGGAUGUGAGGUUCCUCAUCCCCGUCCUCAACGGGCUGGAGAAGAAAGAGGUGAUCCAGGCGCUGCCCAAACUCAUCAAGCUCAACCCCAUCGUGGUCAAGGAGGUUUUCAACCGUCUGCUGGGGACACAGCAUGGUGACGGUGCCUCAGCUGUGUCCCCGCUGAACCCGGGAGAGCUGCUCAUUGCUCUGCACAACAUCGACUCCUCCAAGUGCGACAUGAAGUCCAUCAUCAAGGCCACCAACCUGUGCUUCGCCGAGCGAAAUGUGUACACCUCGGAGGUGCUGGCAGUGGUGAUGCAGCAGCUGAUGGAGCAGAACCCAUUGCCCAUGUUGUUGAUGCGAACCGUCAUCCAGGCCCUCACCAUGUACCCCCGCCUGGGUGGCUUCGUCAUGAACAUCCUCUCCCGGCUCAUCAUGAAGCAGGUGUGGAAGUACCCCAAAGUCUGGGAAGGUUUCAUCAAAUGCUGCCAACGCACGAAGCCCCAGUCCUUCCAGGUGGUGCUGCAGCUGCCGCCCCCCCAGUUGGCCGCCAUCUUCGACAAGUGCCCUGAACUGCGCGAGCCCCUCCUCAGCCACGUCCGGGCCCUCACCCCCCACCAGCAAGCCCACAUCCCGCUCUCCACCAUGGCCAUCCUGGAGGCCUCCACCCGCCAUGAGCCCGACGCCCGGGAGGGGCCGCCCGGAGAGGAGAAGCCCCCGAAGCGGCCAACCGAGGAAGAGGCGAAGGGAAAGGCCAUGCCCUCAGCCACAGUGGGGGGUCCUACCGCGGGGGCACCCCCCUCCGAGGCACCCUCCGACCUGGGGGGGGCCGACCUCGAGCCCCCCUCCAUCUUCAUCAGUGUUACCGAGGACGAGGAGAGCUCGGGGGAGGCUGCAUCCCCACCUGAUGCCACCCUUGACACCCCGACGACCCCUGCCAAGGACCCACCCACCAGCAUGGACCCUCCCCCAGCAGUGCCACCCCCAGUCGAGGCAGCCCCCAGCAGCCCCCCCUCCUCGGAACCACCCCCCCCCGGGCACCCAGAGCCCCGAGGUGCCCCCUGCGGGGGCCCCCGAUCCUCCCCCUGGCCUGACAGAGGGCUGAGGUGGGGGGGGGGCAGUGGGUGCCACCCCUCCAACCCCUGGGGUGCUGUGCUUAAUAAAGGCGUGGGAACACCGCUGGGGCUGUGUCUGCUUGUGGGGGGGCACCCUGGACCCCCCCUAUCCCCCCCGGGAGGGGUCAUCCUCUGCCCCCCCCCCCCCCCCCCCCGGCACCCUGAGGCUCUCGGGGGGGAGCAGUCCCAGUCUAUGGGUGGGCGUGGCCUGGGCGAGUGGGGGCGGGGCAUGGGGGCGGGGCCUGAGUGGUGGCUGAGCACUGGGGACGCGGCCGGGGCGGAGCCCGGUCCCCUAAGGGUGGUGCCGAGGGGGCGUGGCUACGCGUGA
This is a messenger RNA of Aquila chrysaetos chrysaetos, 4263 nucleotides long. It is a transcript of the gene SYMPK, whose product is annotated as symplekin. The record is from RefSeq and is a predicted model, not a curated record. The transcript has 27 exons. Gene Ontology annotation, cellular component: mRNA cleavage and polyadenylation specificity factor complex. The coding region runs from base 178 to 4263 and encodes 1361 amino acids. NCBI's taxonomy places the organism in Eukaryota, Metazoa, Chordata, Aves, Accipitriformes, Accipitridae.